Messenger RNA from Papaver somniferum (opium poppy), 468 nucleotides. RefSeq lists its product as uncharacterized. The record is from RefSeq and is a predicted model, not a curated record. Lineage: Eukaryota; Viridiplantae; Streptophyta; Magnoliopsida; Ranunculales; Papaveraceae. The transcript has a single exon. Bases 1 to 468 code for a protein of 155 amino acids.
AUGGUGGAAUCUGCUGAUCAAACACCUUCUCAAAGUCCUAUCAAUCAUGAAACUCAAAUCAAUACUGAAACCCAAACCAAUUCUUCAGGGAACAUUCGAAUCCUAGACCCUUACGUGAUACACCCAAGUGAUAAUCCUGCUACAGUUUUAUCUUCUCCUCUUUUGCAAGGUGAUAAUUACGGUUCCUGGGUUAGGGGAAUAACCAAAUCUCUUAAUGAUAAGGGUAAGCUUGGCUUCGUGGAUGGUUCGUUGCCUCCACCUAAGGAUGAACUGCAGUAUCAAUGUUGGAAAAGGUGCGACGAUCUCGUUGGAAGUUGGUUACUGAAUUCCUGUCAACCUGAUAUUCGAGCAAGUUGUCUUUAUGCUCCGUCAUCUCAUGCAAUCUGGAAGGAUCUCCAGGUGAGGUUCUGUAUAUCUAGUGCACCUAUUCUUUUUCGUCUUAAGUCUGCUAUAGCUGCUAUUAGAUAA